This is a messenger RNA of Merops nubicus (carmine bee-eater), 1659 nucleotides long. RefSeq names its product HMG box domain containing 3 (gene HMGXB3). NCBI's taxonomy places the organism in Eukaryota, Metazoa, Chordata, Aves, Coraciiformes, Meropidae. The record is from RefSeq and is a predicted model, not a curated record. The annotation marks the transcript as partial. The transcript has 10 exons.
AUUCAGGAUCUGGGAUUGGCAACAUCACGAGGUAGAGGGAAAUGCAAGAACCCCUCUUGUAGUUAUGUGUAUACCAACAGGCACAAGCCACGAAUCUGUCCAAGCUGUGGAUACAAUCUUGCCAAAGACAGAGCUGAGAAAACAGCCAAACCCUUGGAGGUCCCUGCGGGUCAGCCUGACGUGCUGAACCCCAGCGAGCCCCUGAGCCCCUCCCAGAAGGAGACCCAGCGCCAGUCCACGCUGCAGCUGCUGCGCAAGGUCCUGCAGAUCCCCGAGAACGAGUCGGAACUGGCCGAGGUCUUCGCCCUCAUCCACGAGCUCAACAGCUCCCGCCUCAUCCUGUCCAACGUGAGUGAGGAGACAGUCACCAUAGAGCAGACCUCCUGGUCAAACUACUAUGAGUCUCCAUCUGCGCAGUGCCUCCUCUGUAACAGCCCGCUGUUCAAAGGGGGACAGAAUUCCCUUGCUGGUCCUCAGGAGUGCUGGCUGCUGACAGCCAACAGAUUACAGGUGGUUACAGCUCAGGUCAAAGUGUGCUUGAACCUGCAGUGUCUGGCCCUCCAUAGCUUCACUGAUAUUUACACAGGUCUUUUCAAUGUGGGUAACAAGCUGCUAGUGAGCUUGGAUCUUCUGUUUGCAAUCCGAAACCACAUCAAACUUGGAGAGGAUCCCAGAGUGGCUGUUGGCAAUAUUCUCGACUCUGUUCAGGAGCAAACUGUAAAAAGCCUGAGCCCUGAUGAGAGGGUUCAGCUCCAGGAACUGCUGUGCAAUGGCUACUGGGCCUUUGAGUGCCUAACAGUCCGGGAUUACAAUGACAUGAUCUGUGGGAUAUGUGGCAUAACCCCCAAGGUGGAAAUAGCCCAGAGGAAUGCGGAGAAUGUCCUGGCACUGAAAAAUAUAGAGUUUACUUGGCCAGAAUACUUGCCACCAAGUGAAGUGAAUGUAGAAGAAUUCUGGUCCACCAUGGAGACAGAGGUGAUUGAGCAGGUGGCUUUUCCUUCUAGCAUCCCCAUCACAAAGUUUGAUGCCUCUAUUAUUGCUCCUUUCUUCCCUCCACUGAUGAAAGGAGCAGUGGUGAUCAAUACUGAGAAGGACAAGAACCUGGAUGCACGGCCGGUGCCAGGUAAUGGGAGUGUCUUGGUGAGGCUCCUUCAGGAUGAAAUCUUGAAGCUUGAGCUGAUCAGCUCCUACAGUGAGGAAGAGCUGCAGAGCUUUCUGACACAGUGUAGCAUCCCCUGGGAGGCUUCAGACACAAAGGACCAGCUCUGCUACUCCCUGCUGGCUCUCUAUGAGUUUGUGCAGAAUGGGUCAAGCAUCACACCAGCCUCUCCUCAUCACACAGGAGGGAAAAUCUACAAAGUGUGUCCACAUCAGGUUGUGUGUGGCUCAAAGUACAUAGUAAGAGGAGAAAACGCCCGGGAUCACGUGGACUUGUUGGUUUCCUCCCGUCACUGGCCUCCAGUGUAUGUUGUUGAUACAGCCUCUUCAGUGGCACUGUGUGCAGACAUCUGCUGGCCCGGCCUGACUGCCCAGAUGUGGGGGAAGAACCAGGGCUGCUUCUCUGACCCCAUGGAUCCUCCAAUGUACGUCUCCUGCCCCGAGCUGCUGGACCAGCCCUGCAGCGUGGACGUGGCGGCGGCCGAGCCCUCCCUGCAGCAC